This is a messenger RNA of Cyphomyrmex costatus, 2125 nucleotides long. Its product is annotated as plexin domain containing lethal (1) G0289. The transcript is spliced from 8 exons. NCBI's taxonomy places the organism in Eukaryota, Metazoa, Arthropoda, Insecta, Hymenoptera, Formicidae. The record is from RefSeq and is a predicted model, not a curated record. Bases 111 to 2057 code for a protein of 648 amino acids.
UAUCGAGGGAACUCACGACGCUCGCGUUGGUAAUUUUCGAGCGAAGCCCUCUAUAAAGCGGGAAGACGAGACGGAAUAGAAAUCUUCGUCGUGUCAAAGUUGACGCAAUUAUGGCGCGUAAGGAGGAACGGUGGUGCUACUUUGACGGUGCAAACGGACGUAGAAGGUCGACAUGGAUCUCCCUGCUAUUAGUUGUCCUGUGCGCUCUCCUGGCCGGAUCCUUGGCGAUCGCCGAGCACGACGACUCUUACUACAGUUAUGCCGGGUGGAAUGGCAAGUCGUCGUUCAAUCACUACAUUUCGAAUAUCAGAUUGAUCGAUAAUCAAGAUAUAGAGAGAGUACGUCGAGCGACACCUGAAAAAUCGGUGGUGACGACUGAGAAAGAAGAAUCUAAGGAUCAACCAGCAGCACAACCGCAACCACAGCAACAGCAGCAACCACAGCAGCAACAAGAGCAACCAAAGCAGCAGCAACAACAACAACAACAACAACAACCACAGCAACAGCAACAUCCGCAACAAGCGACGGCAACACAACCGACGUCAAACGCAACCAAUGCAUCCGCCGACGUAACGUAUUCCACAGUUUAUUCGACCAGCGAAGCCACCACCGCCACCACCACUUCCACUGUUCGGCCAUCUGAUCCUAUUUCUAGCUCCAAGCCGGAUUUAAAAAAGAAGGCGUCGCAGACAUCAAAUCCUGCAACCGACACGACGACACUACACAUAUGGACAAAUCGCACUCUGACAAAUCGCAAUAUAACCGGUACCAGUAAGGAGCAGCAGCCGGAAUCGUCGGCGGUUCUAAAGGACACAACAGAAGAUGUUAUGAAAUCCGACGACAGCGAUAUUUCAUUUAACAAAUUCUCCGAUGUGACCAACGCCACACUCACACAGAACAACAUCACUAAAACGAUGUACGACUCGCAUCAGUAUUAUAACAGUACUUUUAUCGUGGAUGCCGAUAUCUGCAAAAAAUAUUGGGUCGACAUGGACAAUCAUCCGGAUCUCAGGGUCAAUCAUCUACUUAGCCAGAGUCAUCGACGCGCCGCGACCGUUAAACUGAAGUUUGAUUUUCCAUUCUACGGCUAUAAUGUGCGCAAUAUCACUAUCGCUACGGGCGGUUUUCUAUACACCGGCGACUACGUCCAUAGUUGGCUGGCCGCCACCCAGUACAUUGCACCGCUCAUGGCAAAUUUCGAUACCCGCCUGUCGAACGCCAGCUACGUCAAGUACGCUGACAAUGGUACGGCGUUUACAGUAGAAUGGGAGAAGGUAGUGCUGCAGGACAGGCCAAAAGCCGGCGCGUUCACUUUCCAAGUGACCUUGCAUCAGAAUGGGGACAUCGUGUUCGUUUACCUAGUGAUACCGGUCCUGGUUGAAAAAAUCGCAGACACGAUGCAUCCCGUCAAAGUGGGCCUCAGUGAUGCCUACAUAAUGGACCGAACUGUGUUCUUCGUACGCCGGAAAACUAUUUACGAGUACCAUCGUGUCAACUUCAACCGGCAGGAUAUAAUGAAUUGCACGGUCAUUUACCUGAAAGCAUUGCCUACAUGCCUCAAUUCCGACAACUGCGCGGAUUGCCUAACAAAGGUGCCAGACUUCGAUUGCAAGUGGUGCUCAGAGCUAAACAAAUGCAGCACCGGUACGUCCCGACAGCGACAGGAGUGGUUGUCGAAGAGUUGCGACGUUCACAACAUCAAAGAGAUAAACAAUUGUCCAGCGCAAAUUACAACCUACCACCCUAAGGGUGAUGAAUAUGAUCAUGAUGGCCAUGUGCAUCCAGAAGAGUCGAUCGCUAAUGAGAUGGGCACGAAACAAGAACGGUCUGGCAAUACUAUGGAAAGUCCUAAUUCGAAUAAGGUAAAUAUGAGCGUUUCAGGGAUAAUCGGCAUUCUCACAGUUGUCGCUUUAGUGGUAGGUCUCGUGGGUUGGGGUGUAUACGCUUAUCGUAAUCCUCACAGCGCAUCGGGACAAAUGCUAAUAAGGUAUCGUCCGAGUCAAUGGAGCUGGCGAAGAGGCGAGGCCCGUUACACAGCCGCGACUAUUCACAUGUGAUGAAGUGUCGACAGAGAUCCAGUCACAGUCAAUGCGAAACUGUCGAGUAAAUUUCCUAUUAAUUGUAG